Messenger RNA from Abrus precatorius (Indian licorice), 2913 nucleotides. Its product is annotated as nuclear intron maturase 2, mitochondrial. Lineage: Eukaryota; Viridiplantae; Streptophyta; Magnoliopsida; Fabales; Fabaceae. Gene Ontology annotation, biological process: mRNA processing. The coding region runs from base 96 to 2315 and encodes 739 amino acids. The record is from RefSeq and is a predicted model, not a curated record. The transcript is spliced from 2 exons.
AGAGAAAAAAUAAAAAGAUGCAGCAGCAAGGUUUUUGUUGGGGUUUUGGUCUUUCCUUUCCUAAAACAAUGCCCUGAGAAACAACAAUAACAAUAAUGCAUCGACGCUUCAUCCCCUUCACCCGCAACCUCCUGUCAAAUCUCACCCAUCCUCUAUGCACACUACCCACCCUAACUUCCCUGCACCCUCUCCCUCUCUCCUCCAAUGUCACCACCCUCCCCCGCCGCACCGACCCCACCACCCUCCUCAAAGAAGACGCCGUUUCCCUCUGCUCCCAAAUGUGGAUUCAGAACUUCCGGGACCCCCAUCACACCCUCACCAACCUCUCCUCCUUCCUCCGCCGCUUCGACCUCUGGCUCCUCGCCUACCAGAAAGUCUCCACAGACGACACCGGCUCUUACACCCCUCGCUCCUCAAUCCCUAAGUCAACGCUCGAAGACCUUCUCUCUCUUCGCAACGCCGUUCUCGACGGAAAAUUCAAGUGGGGUUCCCGUUUGAAGUUUUUCAUCAAAUCCCCCAGAGACAAAACCGACUACGAUUCCCUUUCAAAGAGAAAAAUCAAAGCCAUUCUCACCACCACCCAACCCGCUCCAUUCCAAGACAAGAUUGUUCAGGAGGUUCUUCUCAUGAUUCUUGAGCCUGUUUAUGAGGCUCGGUUUUCUCCAAAGUCCUUCGCUUUUAGGCCUGGUAGGACACCACAUACUGUUUUGAGGGUUAUUCGAAGGAGUUUUGCGGGGUAUUUGUGGUAUAUAAAGGGUGAUUUGACCACUUUGUUGGAUGGGAUGAAGGUGGGGUUGGUAAUCAAUGCUGUUAUGAGAGAUGUUAGGGAUAAGUUAGUGGUUGAUUUGUUGAGAGAUGCGUUGGUUACCCCCGUGAUCACGACUAAGGUUGAUGAUGGGGAGAAGAAGAAGAAAAGGACCAAGAGGAAGUAUCAGAAGAAGAGAGUGUUGGCUGAGGAUGAGCCUAAGCCUGAUCCUUAUUGGUUGGACACGUUUUUUGGGUUUGCGCCUGAGGAGGCUGAGAAGGUUCCCAAUUGGGGGCAUUGUGGAGUUCUUAGUCCACUUUUGGCUAAUGUUUGUUUGGAUGAGUUGGACCGGUGGAUGGAAGGGAAGAUUAAGGAAUUUUAUGUUCCUUCCAAGAGCGAUGUUAUAUGGAAUAGUCCUGAAGGGGAUGCCGAACAGGGGAACACGUCUUGGCCGGAAUUCGUGCCUACAAGUGGACCUGAUAAGACCAGGAAGAUGGAUUAUAUACGAUAUGGGGGUCAUAUCUUGAUUGGUGUUCGAGGCCCUAGGGCAGAUGCAGCCACCCUGAGGAAGCAGUUGAUUGAGUUUUGUGAUCAGAGGUUUAUGCUCAAGCUUGAUAAUGAAAGCCUUCCUAUCGAACAUAUAACCAAAGGUAUAAUGUUUCUGGACCAUGUGUUGUGUAGGAGGGUUGUUUAUCCAACUCUCAGAUACACUGCAAGUGGUGGUAAGAUCAUAAGUGAAAAGGGUGUAGGAACCCUUUUGUCAGUCACGGCAAGUUUGAAACAGUGUAUUAAGCAAUUUAGAAAGUUGAACUUUCUUAAGGGGGAUAGGGAUCCGGAUCCCCAGCCUUGUUUCAGGAUGUUUCAUGCCACUCAGGCUCAUACCAAUGCUCAAAUGAACAAGUUUUUGUCAACCAUGGUUGAGUGGUAUAGGUAUGCAGACAAUAGGAAGAAGAUUGUGAACUUCUGCUCUUACAUCAUAAGAGGAUCGCUUGCUAAGCUAUAUGCUGCGAAAUACAAGCUUCGCUCACGAGCUAAAGUGUACAAAAUUGGUUCUCGUAACCUAAGCCGGCCUUUGAAGGAGAAAAAAGGUCAGUCUCCAGAGUACCAAAAUUUGCUGAGGAUGGGUCUUGCCGAAUCAAUCGAUGGACUCCAUUAUACACGGAUGUCUCUUGUACCUGAGACAGACUAUUCCCCAUUCCCUAGUAAUUGGAGGCCUGACCAUGAAAAGUUGCUGCUAGAAUACAUAAAACUGGAAGAUCCAAAGACAUUGGAGGAGCAACAGAGUUGCAUCAGAGAACAAGGGCUUGUCACUCCUCAAGACUAUAUUUCAAUGCUUGUUUGGAAUUACAAAAAGAAUUCUCUUCCUAUGGACCAACUCUCCUUAAUAAACAGCAAUGAAAGUGGAAGUGUUGUAGGCAAUCGGCAAUUGCUAGUUGGCUCAAACCAGGAUGAUCAUGACCACAUAAGCAAAGAGGAAGAUAGUGAUGGAAGGAUGAAUGCAGCAGCACAAAUGUUGAUAUUAUCUUUCACCUUCCCUCCAUGGAUGCUUGCCAGAGAAAGGAUACAAUAACUGAAGAGCAGAGAGCUGUUUCGUGCGGGCAACUGACUCAGGCAAAACAUUAAUAUUGCCACUCUGCAUAUGAACACUAGACUACAAGAUGGCGGCAAAAAUCCAAGCACCUAAAAAAUGUGGAAAAUAAAUUCUACAUACUGUUUUGGAGUGCUAUAUUUUUUAUUCCACAGGAAGGAGGGUAUGCAGCUUUUUUAUGCGAGACAGAACAGUGUGUUCCUUGCGGGAUGCAUACAGGAUCAUUUCAAGUUUAUAAAUAGGUUAUUUGUUCAUAUGUACUCGUCCCAAUUCUUUUUGAAGAGUUGAGUAUCUGCAACUCUUAGUUCUUGACCAUACAUUGAUUUAUGUAUCUUUUCUUACUACUUUUUUUUUUGUACGAAGAUGCCUUAAACUCAUACUGUAAGAACCCAUGUGAAUUUUAAAGCAACGUAGUAGGAAGGAGCUUAUUAUAUUUUGUUAUUAUUCAUUCCACCAAUAGACGGAAAUGAAGAAGAGGAGCAUUUUUAUGUACUAGGAACAAGAUAUCAUUAUUAUUUUUAUUUGGUCACUCAAACAAUCCACUUGGUGACAUUUUCACUAAACAAGAAAUGGAUCCUCU